AUGUUACUGGUAUGUUAAACUAUAUAUUGUUGCCAGUGUUAGAUAUCUAGAAAUAUCAUUUCAUUCUGGACCUUAGCUGGUGACAAUAUUGAAUAUGUAUGCAUUAUACUAUAUUACUUUGUCUAUUUUUGUCUGUAAUUUUUUCCCAUGUAUUAUGAAUUGUAUUAAUGUUUCAUAAUCCAUGGAUUCAUUUUUUAUCGACAAUUGCAUUUAUAAUGGGAAAUUUGUCAAGUACUACAUGUAUAAGGAUAAAACAAGAUGAAUAGAUAGCAUAUAUAUAUAUAAUAAUAUCAAAAUUAGUUUUGUUUUUCCAGUCAUGCAUCAUACACUAGUGUGUACGCUCCUGGUCUCUGUAACAUUGUUUGGACUCCAGACAGAAGCCUGGUGUUGCUGUAAUUGUGCCGGAGAGGUCACUAAAGCAAACGACAGGUGUGAACGAGAGAAAAAGGCUCUGAAAACUGAAUUCGACAGACAAAUUAAAAAUUGUGGAAUUGAAAAGGUCAAAGAAGCUAAUGCCAGGUGCGAGAAGGAGAAAGAGGCUCUGACAGUUGAAGCUACCAGCAGGUGCGAGAAGGAGAAGGAUGCUCUGAGAGGUGAGGCUACCGCCAAGUGCGAGAAGGAGAAGGAUGCUCUGAGAGGUGAGGCUACCGCCAAGUGCGAGGAGGAGAAGAAGACUCUGAAGGCUGAUUUCACCAGACAAUCCUCAAAUAAGUUGAGAAUACUGGCCCGCCAGUUAUCUGACUGUCUGAAGAAGCCAGACUCGGGCACCUGUUCUGCUGACAAAUGUUUCUGGGAUUUGGUCAUCGAGAAAUGCAUUCCCAAGGAAUUGGCUUUGUAAAGAACUAAAAUAAAUGAAAUGAAAAGCCGAAAUCAUUAUAAAUUCUAAUUCAAAAAUUUAUCAAAAAUUUUUUAUUUCUUUCACCAAGAAAAUAUGCAUUGAUCACAUGAACAUGAAUUCAUGUAAUAUUAUAAUUUCCAACACAUUCAUGAUGGUAAUACUUCAUAGAACUUUAACUUGACAUUACACAUU
Saccostrea cuccullata (small rock oyster) is the source of this 1030-nucleotide messenger RNA. RefSeq lists its product as uncharacterized. The transcript is spliced from 2 exons. NCBI's taxonomy places the organism in Eukaryota, Metazoa, Mollusca, Bivalvia, Ostreida, Ostreidae. The record is from RefSeq and is a predicted model, not a curated record. The coding region runs from base 317 to 838 and encodes 173 amino acids.